This is a messenger RNA of Aspergillus candidus, 574 nucleotides long. RefSeq lists its product as uncharacterized. The coding region runs from base 32 to 223 and encodes 63 amino acids. The transcript has a single exon. Lineage: Eukaryota; Fungi; Ascomycota; Eurotiomycetes; Eurotiales; Aspergillaceae. The record is from RefSeq and is a predicted model, not a curated record.
GGGGGAAUGACGCGGGCGGCGUGAGGGGUCGAUGGAUAUGACGCCUGAGGUAGCCGGUUCACCUGACAGUGACAGCCCCGGUAGAGAGUGCCGUCAACCAGAGGGACCAGUCUGGUUCAGUCGGAGUUGGAACCGAUGUUUCAUUCUAGUUCUGGUGGUUUGGAUCCUUCUGAUGGUUGUAUGGUUCCGAUUAGUUAUCCGAGUCAGAAGCUUAAUAGCUUAAGGGAAAGACCGCUAGACAACUAGGCCGCGAGACAACUAGACAGCUAGACAACUAGAUAGCUGGACAGCUCAGAGAAGAGAUAGUAAAAUAAUAUAAUAAUAAUCAACACCAAUCAAAACAAGAAGAAAAGUUAAACAAGACAACGCUGGAUGCACCCAACAGUCAUUUUCUCUCUCCCUUCGCAUGGAUCCGGAUCCGUGAAUAUGCGCCUCAACCAAUCCCAGUCAAACUAGAUCGACCGACAACCAAAAAAAGAAAAAAAAAAAAAUAGAUAAGAAAGGAAGAAAUUAAGAAAAGAAAAGAAGAAAAAUGCAAUCUACCAAUAAGGUCCAAAAUUAAUGCUCCAGAAUC